AUGGAGGGUAUCGGCCAUGAUAUCACACACUCCACGACAGUCCACGGAGAACUCUUCUAUCCUGACUCUCCCUCCAACAUAUCACUCUCCAUUCUCAAAAAGAGAGACGGGCGUUGGGGCGACGUCACUCAGUACCCCUGCGACACUACCCUUGUGGACAGCCUCUUCAUCAUCGUAAGCGGCCUGUAUGCUAUGCUUGUCGUUGUGAUGGGUUGUGUGAUGCCUAUAGCGGAUAUAUUUGCUACAAAACCGAUGCCGUAUUUAUUUGAGGGGUUUUACAUAUAUCUUUAUUCUGUGAGCAUAAUAUUCCUUGUAUACGCCUACGUGUAUUUGCUGCAAAACAAGACAGUUCGUCUGCGCAAGAAGGUCAAACGACGGAUGAACUCACCGGAUUCAAAUGGGUCCACUUCCAGUCGGAAGCGGAAGUACUCAUUUGAUGUAUCCCGCACAUACAAUACCGGAAGUUUCUAUCUAAGAUUAGGAGCCGUAGCUUUUGGUGUUGGGAGUAUGAUACAGAGCGGCCUUCACUUUGGGCAGUUCUUUUACUCAGAGUCGUUCUCGUCCUGUAGUGACCCUGUCCACGGGGUCAGGCCUCUCCUACAGCUCAGCUUUACAUUUAUACAACUCUACUUUGUCUUCCUCAACUCUAAGAUGUGUAUACAUCGCUACAAGAGCCUGGCCAGGUUCGGACUCAUGCACAUGAUCGCAACUAACUUAUGUGUGUGGGUGGAGAAUAUUGUCCGGGAAACCCUGCGCGAAAUCGAAACCUAUAACGUCCGGCACGGGAACGUGGUCACGUGGAUAGAUCCGCACGUGUCUACCAAUGAUUCAGUAUCCAUGGUACAAAAUAGUUCAGUGGCGUCAGCCGGCAUCAUCCGAUGUAACGGAAACUCAUUGAUGAAGUCUGUUGUGGAGUCGUCUGGCCCCUAUCUCUACCCAUGCAGUGUCGAGUACAGUAUCAUCUGUGCAGGUAUUUUGUACGUGAUGUGGAAGAAUAUAGGACGAUUCCAGAUGGGUUACGAUGGCAAUGACGUACAAGACAUUGAAUCUAAGGUUAAGGCCCAGAGGAUCAACGUCGACUGUUCCGGAUCUAGUCGGGGUCUUUUCAUCGGAAUAUUUGUCUUAGUUGCCACUGUCAUAACCAUGAUAAUAUUUUUCGUUCUGAUUGGCUCGUUGUCAUAUUUGGAUACGGCUCUUAAAUUGGAACACCUUUCGGAAGUAGUCAUAUACGUUUUGACGUCGAUCGCCGUCAUCUUGGCGUUUCACCGAAUGCAGGCUUUACGUUACUCGAUUGAGAAGCAGAUAGACCUUGAAGAAAGCCUUCUCUUGGUUGGAGUGAUAGGAGAAUUUACGUUUGGAUUAUUUAGUAUCAUCGCUGCUGCCAUGGACAGUCAAGAAUCCAAUGGGUUCCUUGUCAUAUUAUCUAGUGUCCUGGGAAUGUUUCAGGCCACUCUUCAAACUGUGUUCCUUCUGCACGCGCUCCGGAAAUCCGCGGGAAAACGGGAGCACGAGCGACAGAAACCUGGUCGCGAGUUUGUGACAUUCUUGUUAGUGUGUAAUAUUGCUCUGUGGAGUAUUACUACGUUUGAGGUUUUGCGGUCUCAAGCUAACCCAAUGCAAUUGAACUAUUAUGGUGUUGUGGCUUGGAACAUUGUCAAUCAUGUGUCUAUCCCACUGACAAUAUUUUUCAGGUUUCACUCGACAGUGUGUUUGUCGAACAUAUGGAAAAAUGCUUGGAGGCGACGUUACCCUAGUGGUUAGAUUUCAGUAUCACAGACGAGAAAACCCAAAUCAUACCAUUUUGUCACUGCUUGGUGCUACAAAUUCAUCUUGUCAUGCCUAUACACCAGUAAUGUUCUUCAAUUCUCACCUGAAUGAAGAGAUUCAAUCGUAACAGUGACUAACCAUAAGGUCCAACCACGUGACUGCAUUGAGGCUUGUUGAUAUGACGUCAUCAUAAUCUUUAUGCAAAAUAAAGCCAACUAAAAGAAAAUCUAGAAAUUCAGGUCGCUAGUAUCUAUGUUCAACAAAAAGAAAGCUUAGAAGAUGGAUUUAUGUUGUCGAUAAUCUCGUCGGGCCAACAUCUUUACAGGAUACAGUACUAGAAGGUUUCACGUCGACAUUUUAAUUCAAUGCUAUAACAUGUUUUCAAAGUUGAACACUUUGAAACAAUCAAAAGUUUAGCAGUCCAUGAUGCUACAGAAAAUUAUCGGCCAAUAUUAGAUGUAAUCUUUUGUUAUCUUCUAUUGAAUUGUUUUCUAUGUAUUUGGUUGUGCAUC
Ylistrum balloti is the source of this 2279-nucleotide messenger RNA. RefSeq names its product proton channel OtopLc-like. Gene Ontology annotation, biological process: proton transmembrane transport. Lineage: Eukaryota; Metazoa; Mollusca; Bivalvia; Pectinida; Pectinidae. Gene Ontology annotation, molecular function: proton channel activity. The transcript is spliced from 8 exons. The coding region runs from base 1 to 1761 and encodes 586 amino acids. The record is from RefSeq and is a predicted model, not a curated record. Gene Ontology annotation, cellular component: membrane.